Bradysia coprophila is the source of this 970-nucleotide messenger RNA. RefSeq names its product protein ILRUN. Gene Ontology annotation, biological process: macroautophagy. Gene Ontology annotation, molecular function: ubiquitin binding. The record is from RefSeq and is a predicted model, not a curated record. NCBI's taxonomy places the organism in Eukaryota, Metazoa, Arthropoda, Insecta, Diptera, Sciaridae. Gene Ontology annotation, cellular component: phagophore assembly site.
UUUUUCGAAAACAAAGUUGGCAACAUUGCUUUUGCUUUUCUACUUCAAAAGUCACUUCAUACAUUAAAACAAUAAAAAGUCGCAAAUUGUCGAAGACAAUAGUGUAACACCUAACCAAUAUCGAAACCAGCAAUUCAUCAUUAGAUGAACAUAACAAAAAAGUACUUCUAUCCUCACCACAUAUAAUGGAUAUCGACGAAAAUUCAGGUCAAGGGCCUCCAAGUCAAGGAGGUGACAUAGAUACAUCAUUCCUACAACAAUUCAGCUGUUUAGGAACAACGGAUCACGAUGAGUUGAUCGUACAGCUACAAAAAGUGUUGGGAAACCAACUGAAUUAUACCACAGCCAGAUUUUUCCUGGACAUGAACAAUUGGAAUCUACAAGCCGCCGUUGGUUGUUACUUCGAUUUCAAUUCAGGCCAGAAGUUACCGUCCAUGCGUAUUGUCGAAGACAUAACUUUUGGAUACAACGAAGCGGUUGACAUGAAUACAAAUUUCGUUCAGUCGUGGCGAAUUCAAAAUAAUGGCGAUGAAGUGUGGCCGAACGGUUGUUAUUUGAAGUGUACAUCAAAUUAUAAUCAACCGGAUACGCCAGUUCAUUCAUUGCAACCGGGAGAAGAAACUGUGAUAUCGGUUACACUUACCAGUCCUGAUUUCUCACAAUCAUUUCAAACGAAAUGGAGGCUAUGCACAUCAUAUGGUUCUUAUUUUGGCGAUACCAUGUGGUCGAUUGUGCAGGUCAAAGAAUCUGGAACUUUAGCCUUAACACAACAGCUACUGGCAUUAAGAGCAAAUAAUUUAGAAAGCAGUACAACUCAGUCUGGAGCGGAAUCUAUGGAGGACGUUCAAAAUGUGCCACCGACAACAUACUUCAACGCGGAAAAUCCAUAAAAAAAAUCGAAAAAUGUAAACAUGAAAUCUUGUGGCAAAAUAAGACUGAUGAUUGUUACAAAAUUUAAAAAAGAAAAGAA